AUGAAACCUUACACUGUUGAAGAACGAGAACGCAUAAGUGAAACGCUAAAGAGAUGCUUGGGCCCAGAGUACAUUUCACGCAGGGCUGGGCCUUCUGGACAGCAAUCGUAUCUCAAUGGAGGCCUCGCUAUUCAAUUAGCCAACGACAUAUUCGGUUUUGAUGGCUGGUCAUCAGAGAUCAAGAAUACCACCGUUGAUUAUGUUGAUGUAGAUGAAAAUCAGAGAGCCAAUGUGGGUGUUUCGGUAACAAUGCGCAUCACUCUCAAGGAUGGAACGUAUCGUGAGGACAUUGGUUAUGCUUCCAGUCAGAAUGCUCCGAACAAGGGGAUUGCUAUCGACAAGGCUAGAAAGGCUGCAACUACAGAUGCCAUCAAGCGAACUUUGAAAAACUUUGGCAAUGCCCUUGGCAACUGUCUAUAUGACAAAAGCUACCUACAUGGCGUGGCUCAGAUGGCACAUCCUCAGAUCAAAUUUUCGCCUGCAAACUUGUAUAGACAUCAGCAGUUUCAGUCCAAAGAUGUUGCGCCUCAAUUAGCAUUACAGCAAGCACAGCAACAACGAGUGCCUGCGCCUACCAUCAGUCCAUCGCCUUUACAGCUGCAGCAAGCACGCCUGUCGCCACCACAGCCACAGGCACAAGCACGACCGCAAUUAGAAUUUCAAGCAAAACCACAAUCACCGUCCUAUCCACGAUUGCAACCCACACUGACUCCUCCGUCAGCAGCACAACAAACAGCGCAGGCGCAAACAUUAGCGCAAGCUCAAUCCAUGGCUCGAAAGAGACAUCUAGAACAGAUUGACAUGCAGCAAAAGCGUGCUAAACAAAACAAUCAGCAUGAGCAUCCCAUCAAGCAAGAGGUUGUGGUAGCAAGCACAUCUGAAACUCUACCCAUUCUUUUACCAGAAGACAGUUUUAGUUAUGAAGGAGACGAUGAGUUUUACGCCAUGUUCCAAAACGAGCCAAAUGAAGACGAAUUCACGAUCAAGGAUGAUGAAUUUAUCAAUACGGAUGAUGCUGAACUGGAUCAAUUGGACAGGGUAUCUCAACCUUCUCGCCGCUCCUCUGCUGCUUCUAUUGCUGCCGAGGCAGGUGUUGGGGUACAAUACUAA
Molecule: messenger RNA, 1110 nt
Organism: Mucor velutinosus
Lineage: Eukaryota; Fungi; Mucoromycota; Mucoromycetes; Mucorales; Mucoraceae
Exons: 6
Coding region: 1-1110 (369 amino acids)
Biological process (GO): double-strand break repair via homologous recombination; mitotic recombination; double-strand break repair via single-strand annealing
Cellular component (GO): nucleus
Source: RefSeq, a predicted model, not a curated record